GCAGCGAGCUCGUGGGCUCGUGGCCGAGGCCGUUGACCUCCAUAGCGCAGGACGCAACGCCUCUCCUUCUGUGGUGCUAUCUUCCCACUCUGUGCGCGUCGUCUCCGACCCCUGAGCUCGGGAUGUCCGGAUCGCGGCGGUUGCAGCAGCCUGCCAGCCGGGCCGACGAGCUGUCGCUCCCCUUACUAACCGGCCGUUGCAGCUGCCAUGUACUAGCAGCAAGCAGCGCUCGCCUUGACUCCUGCAGCUGCCCUGUCCGAUCAGGCGAACAGGGAGGGGAGAAGAUGCCGCCACCGCCGCCAACCAUCCGCCUGGGGCCCCCGCACCCGUACCUGACGACCCACGGAGGCAAGGUCGCGAGGCUGCACCUGUACGACUGGGUUGUGCUGGCCCUUCUCGUCGCCAUCGACGUGGGGCUCAACCUCAUCGAGCCGUUCCACCGGUUCGUCGGCGAGGACAUGAUGGCCGAGCUCCGGUACCCGCUGAAGAGCAACAUCGUCCCCGUCUGGGCCGUGCCGAUAUACGCAGUCAUCGGGCCGAUCAUCAUCAUCGUCGGGAUCUACAUGAAGCAGAGGAACGUGUCUGACAUGCACCAUGCCAUUCUAGGCCUUCUGUUCUCCGUGCUCGUCACCAGCGUCCUGACCGACGCGAUCAAGGACGGAGGUGGCCGGCCGCGCCCCAAUUUCUUUUGGCGCUGCUUCCCUGACGGGAAACCGAAGUUCAACAACAUCACCUCACAAGUCAAAGUCAUAUGCCACGCCGACCCGGCUGUGAUCAAAGAAGGGCACAAAAGCUUCCCGAGUGGCCAUAGCUCAAGGCCCGUUUAUUUUGUGCCGUGA
Molecule: messenger RNA, 839 nt
Organism: Panicum virgatum (switchgrass)
Lineage: Eukaryota; Viridiplantae; Streptophyta; Magnoliopsida; Poales; Poaceae
Product: putative lipid phosphate phosphatase 3, chloroplastic
Exons: 5
Coding region: 123-839 (238 amino acids)
Biological process (GO): phospholipid metabolic process
Molecular function (GO): phosphatidate phosphatase activity
Source: RefSeq, a predicted model, not a curated record